AUGACAAUAGAUCAAGAAUUCAUUGGAUCAUUGCCAAGAUUACCUAAGCUAAUCGUUUUCGAUCUUGAUUAUACAAUCUGGCCUCAAUGGAUUGACUAUACUUAUGGUCCUCCGUAUACCUAUAUUGAAUCAAAGAACGCUCUUAUAAACAGUUAUAAGGAGCGACUUGAGCUAUACCCGGAUUUCACCGCCAUUGUUGCUCUUAUUCACUCUUUUCCUGAUACUAAAAUGGCGGUUGCCUCCCGUACAUCUACACCAGACUGGGCAAAGCUAGCACUUGAGACAUUUGUUAUCCCUGAAAUGGAUAAUAUGCCAUUAUACGAUGCAUUUUCUUAUCUCGAGAUUUUUCCAGCCAGAAAACUCGAGCAUUUUGCUGCAAUAAGUGAAGCUUCUGGGAUUGACUGUAAAGACAUGUUAUUCUUUGAUGACGAGUCGCGUAACAGAGAAGUUUACAUAAGCCAUUUGAAUACAAAGCUUGAUCUGGAAAAAGAAAAGGCAGUGCAGAACGAAAGAGAAAGCAAAAUUGUUAAAGAACGACUUGAUGAGGAAAAAUCAAAAUAUUUGCGUAUUUUGGACAGGUUUAAGCUUUAUAAAGGACUGGAGAGUCAGAAUCUUGUGGAUAAUUUUACUGAAAAAGAUAAACUGGAUAGACUGAAUAAUAUACGAUCACUGGAAGCUGAAUUACUCUUAGUUCAUGGGAUAGAGGACGCAUCUAUGAAUCUUGCUGAAGAGUAUAUACACAGAAUGAAUGUCCUUAAAGAUCGUUUGAAUUCCCUGAAAUCUCAAAACGAAAAACUCAGGUGUGAGCUUAACGAUUCCAAGCGACAACUAAAUAACCACAUCCGGUUUAAAACCUUUCAAAAUCAGCCUGGCAAUAUUACGAGGUGUAGUUCAGAAUCCGGUAUUGUAUUCAAUCAAGAAAGCGAGAAAGAUCCAGGGUCCUUAUCUUUGGUGGAUACGAGCAAAUCAGAUAGUAAUGCGGACAGCAACGCCACUGCAAGUCGUCAGCAUAGAUGCAAGAAUAAAAGCAAAAACAUAAACGAAUCCAUAAAUGGGAUCCUUUCAAGUCAACUCCUUGUCCUGUCCAAGAAAAUUGGCAAACUUGUUGACCGGCAACCUAAAUUUGUGCCUGAAAUGAAACCAUUGAUAAAUUAUCAAGAUGAUCUUGGCGAUCUUGGUGACCUUGGUAUGAUUAUUGAUACAUUUUAUACUAUGUUUUCCCCUGGAUAA
Phycomyces blakesleeanus NRRL 1555(-) is the source of this 1230-nucleotide messenger RNA. RefSeq lists its product as hypothetical. Gene Ontology annotation, molecular function: acid phosphatase activity. Lineage: Eukaryota; Fungi; Mucoromycota; Mucoromycetes; Mucorales; Phycomycetaceae. The coding region runs from base 1 to 1230 and encodes 409 amino acids. The transcript is spliced from 8 exons. The record is from RefSeq and is a predicted model, not a curated record.